Messenger RNA from Pangasianodon hypophthalmus (striped catfish), 3373 nucleotides. It is a transcript of the gene cdhr5b, whose product is annotated as cadherin-related family member 5b. Bases 85 to 2223 code for a protein of 712 amino acids. NCBI's taxonomy places the organism in Eukaryota, Metazoa, Chordata, Actinopteri, Siluriformes, Pangasiidae. Gene Ontology annotation, molecular function: calcium ion binding; cadherin binding. Gene Ontology annotation, biological process: calcium-dependent cell-cell adhesion; cell-cell junction assembly; homophilic cell-cell adhesion. Gene Ontology annotation, cellular component: membrane; catenin complex; adherens junction. The record is from RefSeq and is a predicted model, not a curated record. The transcript is spliced from 15 exons.
UCUGAAGCCUGCUUUCUCUCAUCAGCUAACAUGUUUAAUGUGUUGUGUGAAAGAGAACCUGAUCGAGCAUAGACCUCCUGUGCAAUGGAUCUAAACCAUCUUAUCUCGCUCAAAAUAGUUUUGUUUCUACUGGGAGUGCUCACCAUCGGCACUUCUGGUCAGAUUUGCUCAGCCCCACUCACAGCGGAUAUUCAAGAGAACAACCCUGUUGGUGCUACAGUCGCCACAAUAACCACCCAGGAUGGAGUCAGCCUCGCUAUUACAGAAAAUCCUGAGGAAGCCUUCGGGCUAAAUGGCAGUCUGCUUGUGGUAAACAAAGUACUGGACUAUGAGUCCUUGCCUGAGGGUGGUGGCCUGAGUAUUAGUAUAUUAUGUACGAAGGUUGGGGAGUCUCUGCUAACCCUACGGAUAUUUGUGAUUGUACAAAACAUCAAUGACAACCCUCCAGUUUUUGCAAUGAACCCGUACACUCUGGAAGUUGAUGAGCUAUCCAAAGUUAAUACACCAGUGGGCAAAUUUGAAGCUACAGACCCCGAUAAAGAGCCGCUGUACUACAGGCUGGUAUCUCCAAUGGAUGAAUUUGGGCUGCAGGCAGAAAGUAACCCAGAAAUUCUGGUGAAGAAGGUUUUGGAUUAUGAUACUAUUAAAGAAGUCACUCUGCAGCUCUUUGCUCAGGACACGCCCUUAUCUUCAGCAAUGACACCAUCUCAUACUGCCAGCACCACCAUCAUUGUCACUAUCUUAGACAUCAAUAACCGACCACCGUGGUUCCAGCCUUGCACAGAGACCACUGCUGGCACAGCCAAAGUCUGCAUCACCUCUGGAUAUACAGGGAAUGUCUUUUUAAAUAAGACAGCGACUGAUGCGUUGACCCUUAAGCCUGGUCCGGUGUAUGCCAUUGAUGGAGACAAAGGAAGGAAUGACAUAAUCAGAUACAGAAUUAUUGGAGGAAAUGAUGGUGGCAUAUUCAGUAUUAAUGAAAACAGUGGAAAUAUUACAAUGCAGAUGGCAGUGGGUGUAGCAGGACCCAUCAUAUUGACAGUCAUGGCAUACGAGUUGGAGAACCCUGACUACUAUGCCACCACAACUGUCACACUAGAAGUACAAAUAAGUAGCAAUCACCCACCGAAGUUUGUCAAACCUGAAUAUGAGGGUUUCAUCUCAGAGGAUGCAGCUGUCGGCAGCCUAGUGCUAGAAAGCAAGUCCAGCAACAUACCUCUACAGGUUCAGGCCACAGAUGCAGACUUCUCUGACGGAGUAAAUCCUUCCAUUAAAUUUGAGGUUUCUGUAGGCAGUGACUUUAGAAUCACUCCAGAGGGCUUCAUAGUCAUGACAAGAGCAGCUUCUCCUGGCAAUGUGAAAUUGCAAAUAAGCGUAGUUGAUUCAACAAAUGGUGAAUCCAGCACAGCUUCUCUCUCUAUAGAAGUCAGUCCAGUCACCACUACGGACAUGUCCACCAGUAGGCCUAGUACCACUGCCAUGACUACAACCAUGGCUACAAGCAAUGCCAUAACCACUAAUGUGGCUACAGAUACUACCACAGUCAAAGAAGAGCUGCCUGUGCCAUCAGGUGACUUCAAGUCAGAGGACAUGAUAGCUCUGGGGGUGAGUCUGGCUGUAGCUCUACUGCUCUGCUUUGUGGUUAUUGGUUUUCUGGCCUACAACUUCAGACGCUUCAGUGCAGACUGGAAGAAGUUGUCCGAAGCCAGCAUCUUCCGCAGCUCGCUGAGUGGGGGUUCAGGUGGGCCUAAAGACGGAGUGCAGUACACCAAUGAGGGUUUUCAGGCUGAUGAAGACACGGACAGUGUGACUUCGAAGCAGGCAGCAGAGUCGGUGCUGCCACGAGGGCCGGAGCUGAGCCGCAAAGCUCCGGAGGUACUGGAGACACAGCCCAGCGUUCCAACCGCGCAGAGCAAAAGCAGCAAUGAUAACUCCACUCUUCCUACAGACUCCAGCAGCCAGAAUGCCUCAGACAACACAGAUAAAGAGAAAGAGGUGAAACCCAUUCUCACCAAGGAGCGGCGCAUGGAAGAUGGCUACAAAGCUGUAUGGUUUAAGGAAGACAUUGACCCUAAUGACAAGGAGGAAGUGCUCGUUUCUGACAGAGACCAGGACAUUGACCAUGAAGAUGAUGAUCAUGAUGAUGAUGAUGAUGAUGAUGACGAUGAUGAUGAUGAUGAUGAUGACGAGGAGGAAGAAUAUUCUAAUUUUGCUGAAUUAUAGUAGAAUGCCAGUGUUGUUGUUUUUAAAUAUCAACUAUUUUUCAUAGAAUUUAUAAGUAUAUAUUUUAAUCUUUGUAGUGUGCUUUUUCCUUAUACCUUUUUAAAUAUACAAGCACACACUGUAUAGUGCAAUAUGUAUAAUACAUGAUCUUAAGAGUUUUGGAAAACAUUAACUGCCUAAUAACAGAGUAGAAGAGAUUGAGAUGGAGAUACUGUAGCUUUGCAAAUGAUUGAAGACAUUCUUAUAUGUCAUACACAGAGGGACAGUAGGAGGAUAAUAAAUAUAAAGAUUAUGACUUACUGAAUCUGUACUUAUGUAAUGCACAUAUGUUUGCCUUAGCAACCUUCCAGUGUGUUCCUGUGUUUUUAUGAUAAGAUACACUGAUGUGUAAGAGUUGUUUGGUACAGAAAACAUGUGCCCUUUGGCCACGAAUCAUAAAAUCGAUAUCUAAUAAUAAUAAAUGCCUUAUCUCAGACAAAAUGACCUUUAAUCAUUUGCCUGAGAAACACCUGCUUUAUGACGUUUUUAUUCUGUAUUGAUAUUUAGCCCACUCUGAUGACACUACUUAAAGAGGUAAGUCGAAAUGCUCAUAUGAAUAUAAUAUGUAAUAUUAAAUUGACAUUAAAUGUUAAUAUUGGCUGUUGGCGGUUCUUGAGGAGAAGAAAUGUAUUUUUUUCUCAGACACAAUUGUGCCUGGCACAUUUACGGUUUCUUUUUUAAGCAGAUGAGAAAACAACAGACUGCCUGAGACCCCCCUGGGUGCUGUGUAUCAUAAUAAUGAGGCAAAUGAUGAGUGAAAAUGAAAUCAGUUACAUGUACAAACAGCAGUAAAUGAAACAGAAAUCAUUCAUUAGCCUUAACAGCAUGCAAGCCGAACGCCACAAUGAACACAUUAUUGUUUGAAUCAUUUGUGUAUAAGGCUGUAUGAAUUAUGUAUUUUCACAUUUUACAUGUUUUUCUUGAAAAUUAAUCUGUUAUUGAAAAAUCUGUUUUACUCAGAUAGCCAAUUCUAUACGCAGAAUAUUUUUAAAUGUUGCACUGAGUGACAAAAGAGUAACAAAUCAUGUUUUUUGUUUUAUUUAUUCUGAUAAAUAGUGUUCUUGAAUGCUCAACACCAACAAAUGUGCCUGUGAAGAUGUAUGAUAAAUUA